UAAUUUAAAGUGGCAUGAAGUAUAUUGAAGUCUUCACUUGAGUGAUUGAGUUUGAGGUCAUCACUCUCAACCAACAUAAGAGAAGAGACAUAACACAAGAACCAACCACAGAAACACUCAGUGUGGUGGUCACUACUACUCAAGAGCUCACCUGAGACUUUGAUUUCUUCUCACAAAACAGGGACCAUAGAAAGUGAGAAGUUUGGUUAAUUGCAUCAAGAUGGCAACUACUGCUGCUACUGAAACCGGUUCAACAUUUCCAUUAUCCGAAACAGAAUAUGAGAUGGUGAAACAUGUAAUCGAUGUUAGAGUCCUUCAAGACUUGAAGCUAUCAGAGUGCAGCAUCUACAAUGUCCCUUGCAACCUUAGGAAGGUGAAUCCAGAAGCUUACACCCCUGAAAUGAUUUCCAUUGGUCCCAUCCACUUCAACAAAGGAAAACUGAAGCCAAUGCAAGAGCACAAGCAGAGGUACUUCCACUUCUUCUGGCACCGCGUCUCCAACGAACAAGCCAUGAAGAAAUACAAAGAGUUUCUCGAAAGCAAUGAAGAAACCAUCCGCCAGCGCUACGCGCACAAGUUCCCGGAGAUCAGCAAGGAGAUGUUCGUGGACAUGAUGCUUCUAGAUGCGGUGUUCAUAAUGGAGUUGCUUCUGAGGAACAGUUGUUGGAAGCUGGAUAGAUCGAAACACGAGAGAGAGUACCGUGCAACGAAAUCAUUCAAGAGCGAUCACAGUGAUGAUUACAUUGUGACACAGUCUUGGGUUAACAGGAACAUAACAAGGGACUUGAUUCUUCUUGAGAAUCAGAUUCCGUUCUUUGUAGUUAACAAACUGUAUGAUGAUGUUGUUGUCCCUAAUGAUAGGAACAGAGAAAUCAUAGAGCACUAUAGUUGCUUUGUGGAACUUGCUAUUCAUUACUUUGCUUUCUAUGAUACUCAGAUGUCUUCUUGUGAAGAGACCAAGAGGUUAUUGGAGAGGAAUCAAUCUAAGAAGAAAAAGGAUAACUCCAAUGGAUCCUUUCUUGGUUCUAGAAAUAAGGCUAAUACUAAGUCCAUGGACAGAGACAAUGGUUACAGCAACCCCAAGCACUUCACUGAUUUGAUCAGGUACUUCUAUCUUCCGGACAACAAAAUUGGAGAGAGUGGUUGCCCAGACAGUGUUCUAAGAACAGCAACAAAGCUCCAAGACUCUGGGAUAACCUUCGAGAAAGUUCUCAACAGAAGGUUGCUACACAUAACCUUCGAGAAGAAACCAAUCCUGAGUUCAUUCCUCUGCCUUGGUUGCUUACCGUACAUGAAUCACGUGAAGGCACGCUUUCGGAUACCGCAGUUGAAGGUUGACCACACAACAGAAUGCAUCCUUCGGAACCUGAUCGCGUUCGAGCAGUGCCACUACCCUGAAGAGCCGUACAUAUGCAACUACGUGUCACUCAUUGAUUCGCUGAUCCACACGCAGGUGGACGUGGAGUUGCUGGUUGAGAAGGAAGUGAUCGUGCACGAGCUUGGGAGCGACAAGGAAGUUGCGACUCUUGUGAAUGGUCUGUGCAGGCAUGUUGUGGCCAACACGACAUGUUACUAUGGUGUCAUAAAUGAUCUGAACAAGCAUUAUCAGAACGCUUGGAACCGUACAAUGGCUGCCUUGUGGUUGGUGUAUUUUAGAGAUCCAUGGAGAGCAAGCUCCACCGUCGUUGGGAUUGCUGUCCUUGUUUUUGCUGUCUUCAACUUCCUCCGUGUUCUUAAUUAUUUCGUUAAGAGUGAUGGUAAGUAAUAAUGAACAAAAUUUAUUAUUUUUAGUUGGUUAAUUUUAAAUUUUAAUAAUAUAAAAAUAAGGCCUUGUUCUAAAAUGUAGAUUAAUAUCGAUAAAAAAAUAGUGUUGGCUUUUUAACAUUUUUCUUUUGUUAACGAAGACUUAGUUUGGAUUAUAUAUUAU
Messenger RNA from Arachis stenosperma, 1927 nucleotides. RefSeq names its product UPF0481 protein At3g47200-like. NCBI's taxonomy places the organism in Eukaryota, Viridiplantae, Streptophyta, Magnoliopsida, Fabales, Fabaceae. The transcript is spliced from 3 exons. Bases 221 to 1765 code for a protein of 514 amino acids. The record is from RefSeq and is a predicted model, not a curated record.